Messenger RNA from Dibothriocephalus latus, 435 nucleotides. NCBI's taxonomy places the organism in Eukaryota, Metazoa, Platyhelminthes, Cestoda, Diphyllobothriidea, Diphyllobothriidae. The record is from the annotation of a GenBank genome assembly.
AUGUUAAGCGUGUUUUUAGCAAGAUUUUUAUCUAACCUAGAUUGGAUAGACGACAAACGAAAGGCCAAGUGUCUUCAGCCGCCGCAUUUGAAUGACAAUGGUGCUUCGCUAUCAGCUUCCAGCUGCCUCGAACCCACCUCCCCUAAUGGCAAUGUUCCAGAACCAAAAGAUAGAAUGGUUCCAGUGGGACCAAAGUGUAGCCUUUGGUUCCACUACGCCUUGAUUGCGUACAUGGGCGGUAUUCCGUGCGCUGGCCGGAGUAGUCUACAAGCCGUCAUCGAAAUCGAUAGUAGAACACCCGCACACAAGCUCACCCGUCCACCUGAGGAAAAUCCUACGCGCAAGCACGCCUCCUGCAUUUGCUACCUCCCCCUCCCCAAAUACGGCGCCAGGAUCGAUGUCUUGCGUUGCCAACUUUUGCCUGCGUAUGCCUAG